AUGUCACUCUUUAGCAUUAUAGUCACCAUAUUUGUGAAUUCUACAAUUCACGGAAAAGGAGGAAAGGGUCUCGGUAAAGGAGGCGCCAAGCGUCACUGCAAAGUUCUCUGUGAUAACAUCCAGGGAAUCAGCAAGCCCACCAUCCACCGUCUGGCUCGCCAUGGCGGAGUGAAGCGUAUCUCUGGUCUGAUCUACGAGGAGACUCGCAGUGUGUUGAAGGUUUUCCUGGAGAAUGUGAUCUGUGAUGCUGUCACCUACACCGAGCACGCAAAGAGGAAGACUGUGAUCGCCAUGGACGUGGUUUAUGCUCUGAAGAGACAGGGAAGAACUCUGUACGGCUUUGGCGGUUAA
This is a messenger RNA of Solea senegalensis (Senegalese sole), 351 nucleotides long. Its product is annotated as histone H4-like. Lineage: Eukaryota; Metazoa; Chordata; Actinopteri; Pleuronectiformes; Soleidae. Gene Ontology annotation, molecular function: DNA binding; protein heterodimerization activity; structural constituent of chromatin. The record is from RefSeq and is a predicted model, not a curated record. Gene Ontology annotation, cellular component: nucleosome. The transcript has a single exon. Gene Ontology annotation, biological process: nucleosome assembly. Bases 1 to 351 code for a protein of 116 amino acids.